Molecule: messenger RNA, 3963 nt
Organism: Sinocyclocheilus anshuiensis
Lineage: Eukaryota; Metazoa; Chordata; Actinopteri; Cypriniformes; Cyprinidae
Product: TBC1 domain family member 2B-like
Exons: 13
Coding region: 8-2923 (971 amino acids)
Biological process (GO): regulation of GTPase activity
Molecular function (GO): GTPase activator activity; small GTPase binding
Source: RefSeq, a predicted model, not a curated record
CACGCGGAUGGAAAGUUUGUAUCCGCUGAUAGAGGAGAAGAAAGUCCAGAGAAAGAUGCAUGAAGAGGAUGACAGCGCUGCCAAUCCCAGCAGGAACUCCCGGAUCCUGGCGACCAGGUCUUUCGAUGUGCCCGACUGCGAUGGCACGAAGGAGCAGAGCGCCAAAUUAUGCGGCUACCUGAACAAACUGACAGGGAAAGGGCCCCUGAGAGGCUUGAAAACGCGCUGGUUUGUGUACGACCCCAGGAAAUGUUACUUGUAUUAUUUUAAGACUCCUCAAGACGCCCUUCCACUGGGACACAUUGAAAUAGCGGACGCCUGUUUCAACUAUGAUAUGGAGGUGGAAGAGGGGCUUUUUGAGAUCCACACCGAGGGGAAGGAGUUCCUGCUGAAGGCGCCCAACAGGCAGGUGAUGCAUUAUUGGCUGCAGCAGUUACAGCAGAAACGAUGGGAGUUCUGUAACAUGUCCGGCCACCGAGACAGCUGGUGCUCCCCCACCCCGUGUUAUCCACAUACGGGCCUGGUGGCCAAAGAUGCAGAAGCAAUGCUCUGUGAGAAGCCCAACAAGAGCAUGGAAAGUGUUCGGAGUGACUUUGCUGUGGAGAUGGACAGUGAUGGGCUGGUCGGGCUCCAGUCGCUGCGUAACCCUGUGGCACAACCCAACGCAGCUCUCAACUCCCUCCGACACUGGGGAUCUGAGAUCAGAAAUAGCAUGUCUCACCUGCGGGCCGGCCGAGGAGGAGAAAACAGGCGCAGUAUGUUUUACACAGCCAGCAGUGAGGACUGGGAGAUGGUGGAUCCUCCAGCCAAAGACACACCAGAGCACAAACCUCCACCUGACAGCCAACGCCGGGAAAGCCCAUCUCACCUUCAACGAUACUCCAUUGGCUCAGCGUUCACGUUUGACUUCCGCAGCCCCUCGAGAAUGAAACGGCCCUUUCACAUGGGCUCUGGGAAACCCAACCGCAGUGCAGAGAGCUCGCCGGUUGAAUUUAACGGGACCAAGACCUCCGAACUGCAGCUCCACAUUCAGAGCCAGCAGGAGGAAAUCAACCGCCUGCAGGAGCAAGAGAACCAGCUCAGAGAAGAGCUCGCCGGUCAGAAGGAGUUGGUUCGUCUUCUCCAACAAACACUACGUAGCUCCCAAUGCGAUUGGCAUUCCACAGUGUCUCCUGGGAACAUGGGGCUUCACAGUCAUAACCAAGCUGCGAAUGAGGUGGACAAAGCCCUGGCAGAGCGGGACACCCAGAUCAAAGACCUUUGUUGGCACAUGGAGAAGCUAGCCUUGGAGAAGGAGAGUCUUCAACAGGAGUUGAAGAGGUUGAAGAUCAAAGUUGGGGAGAUAAAUGAACAGCUGGGCAUGCUCAUGGAGACCAUUCAGGCCAAGGACGAAGUCAUCGUGAAACUUUCCCAUAAGAGUGGUAAUGAAGGAACCCAGUCGGCUGAAUGCAACUCACCUAGUGCAACUAGGGAACAACAAGAGUUGGACAUCCUGAAGGACAGCCUUCAGGGCUACAAAUCCCAAAAUAACUUCUUAAACAAAGAGAUUCUGGAGUUGACGGUCUUAAGAAGAAAUUCUGAAUCCAGAGAGAAAGCACUUGAGGCAAAGUGCACCAGUUUGGAGGCCAAGCUGUGUCAGGUGGAGAGUAAGUACCUGGUUCUACUACAGGAAGUGAAGUCUCCCGUUUGCUCCUCUUCAGAGCAGACCCAUAGUGGAGAGGUCAUCACCCGCUUACUAGAAGAUGCAUUACAGGUGGAGAGCGCAGACCAGCAGGAACACCCUAUCCUCAAACCCAAUGCUGUCAGUGAGUAUGAUAUUUAUGGCUUCAAAACUGUCCCAGAGGAGGAGGAUGACGAGGAAAAACUCGAAGCAAAAAAGAGAGCGCUAGACCUGAAGUCCCUUUCCCUGACAGACCAGGAGACCUCAGUUAGAGUAAAGUGGGACAACUACCUGGCCAUCACCAUGAACAGAGAGAUGGUUCGAUCUCCAGAACUUAAGGCGCUGAUGCGAACUGGAGUUCCCCAUAACCACCGUUCCAAGGUGUGGAGCUGGUGCGUGAACUUCCAUGUGAAGAAGAUGCGUGAAGACGUGUCAAAAGACUAUUACCAGAACCUUCUGUCCACGGCGAACGAAAAACCAAACCCGGCCUGUAAGCAGAUAGAGCUGGAUCUUCUCCGGACGCUUCCUAACAACAAGCACUAUGCUUCUCCUGACUCGGAUGGCAUCCAGAAACUCAGGAACGUGCUGCUGGCUUUCUCCUGGAGGAAUCCAGAUAUCGGCUACUGCCAAGGCCUCAACAGGCUGGCAGCUAUUGCUCUUCUGUAUUUGGACCAAGAAGACGCUUUCUGGUGUCUCGUGGCUAUUGUGGAGGUUUUCAUGCCACGUGACUAUUACACUAAAACACUGCUAGGCUCGCAGGUAGAUCAGCGUGUGUUGAAGGACCUGAUGUUUGAGAAGUUACCCAGGCUUCAUGCUCAUUUUGAGCAUUAUAAGGUGGACACCUCUCUCAUCACCUUCAACUGGUUCCUGGUUGUGUUUGUGGACAGUGUGGUCAGUGAUAUCCUCUUCAAGAUCUGGGACGCUUUUCUCUAUGAGGGACCCAAGAUCAUUUUCAGAUUUGCUCUUGCACUCUUCAAAUACAAAGAAGAGGAAUUUCUAAAGCUCCAGGAUACCAUGACCAUUUUCAAGUACCUUCGGUAUUUCACACGUACAAUCUUGGAUGCAAGGAAGUUGAUGAGCAUGGCCUUUGUGGACAUGAACCCAUUCCCACUGAGGCAGAUCCAGAACCGCCGCACAUUCCACCUGGAGAAGGUCCGUCUGGAGCUCACCGAGCUGGAAGCCAUCCGUCAGACCUUCCUGCGGGAGAGAGACACCACCCUGGACGGCCGCACACUCAUCAGUGACGACGAGGAGGACAGCUGAACCACAGCCAAUAAGACACCAGACCUGCAAAGCUGAUUAGCCAAUCACAUUGUGUCUUAUUCAUUUUUCUUUUUUUUUUUUUUUCCGUAUUUCACUCAACAAACUGUGACUUCGAGAGACCAAAGAACAGUAUUCCUUUGGAUUAAUCAAAAUGGUGGUCUUUUUUCAUUGUCUUGUCCAGUAUUUCAUCCAUUUGUACAUUGACCAAAAUCAGUAUUCGAGUAACUAAAGUACUUUGCAUUUAGGUAGUAAUGAUUGGUGCAGACUGGACAAGUGUCAAAAUUCUUAUACACUUAUAUUAUGCUGGACAUAUUAGGAUGUACAAUCCUGGACACCACCACUUUUUCUUCCAGCCGCACUUAUUAAACUUAAUUUACUUGUAAUAAUCAUAUCAGUACUUGUAUUAUAUUUGAUAUAAAUCGAAUUCAAGUUUACGAGGCCUGCCCUCUUUCUAAACAUUCUGUACUUUUACUCAGUUGAACUAAAUUCACUGUCCAGUCAAGGAGUGGCAAAACGCAAAUAUGUGUUAGAUCUACCUACCAGUACUUCCUGUCUGCUCAGGAAGUGAUUACCAAACCCUGCCAUAUCACAUGACUUUUUAACAUAUUUCACAAGCAUGUUCUUGUGUAUUUAGGUUCUAGAUGCAAAAUGCACAUUUGCUGUCAGUCUAAAAUCCACAGCGAAUCCUGAAGCUGCUCAAAAUUUGAGGUUUUGCUUGUUUGUUUUUCUCAAAGGUUCCAAGAAAGUGUUCGUGUUGUACUGUAUGCUGUUUCUGAAAUUCACUUAAAAUUAAAAAUGGAGUAACGACCCAUAAGGGCCUGUCUUGAGGGAAUGUAUGCCAGAAUUACUAGCACUUUUCUUAACUUUCAGUGUACAAUUUUGCUUCUGUCAUUUCAAAAUCAUGUGUUACAAACAUGUAUGCUUAGAAAAGCUGUGCAUAUCAGUGCAAGUACAUUUAGUGCAGUUGAUAUAUCUUUUACUCCAUUUCAUAAUGGUAUUGAAUACACAUAGUAUACAUUUUAUCACCUGCUAGUAUGACU